ACUGCAUUAAUUGCUCCAACAGCCAUAUUUUUGAAAAUCUGGUCGUUGGGGACCCUCUUUUCUCUAUAUUGGGACCCCCUCUCUUCACUUUUACACACACAAACACAAAUUUCUUCAAUAUCUCUACAUAUUUCAUCUUCUCUACUCUAAUCUUUUGAGAUUUCUUCACCAUGGGCAAAGAUAAGGGCAGGGCAAGAACCUCCGGGAAAUCAAAGUCCAAAUCCCAGGCGCCUACGACAUCCUCCGAGGAACGCCUUUACUACGGCGACGGGUCAUACCUCUGGUUUGAUUCCGAGGAGGAACGCACCCGUUUCCUCACCUUCUUCUCUAAACGGGUUGUGGCUCCCCCGCGAAUCAUCCCGGAGUGCUACCCGGAGUUGCAGGGUUACGACGACCUAGACGCACAACUUCAUCAAGCCGGCCUUUGGUCGUUCAUCUCCCGGGCGCGGAAGGAGAUCAACCCGGCACUGAUCCGGGCCUUCUACUCCAACCUCCGGCGUGAGGACGAUGUCAUCUACAGCCUCGUCAAGUCCACGCCGAUUGAGCUCACUUUAGAGCAGCUUGGGCGCAUCGCCGCCCUUCCCUUCCAAGGCGACGAUGUCUUUCACUAUGGCGGAGAGGACUGGGUGCUCAACAACGAGGGCCUUAUCCUCAACGAGCUUGGCAUCACCGAGCUCAUACGCCAUGCCUCGGGCCGCCCCACCAUCUACUCCGCUAACCCCGAAGGCCGUCUCGUUCUCUACAUCGUGUCCCGGAUCAUCAAACCCUGGAAGCACGGCCACACAAUCAUGUCCGGAGAGGACCUCAAGCUCGUCCACGCGAUCAUGCACUCGGCCCCAAUCAAUUGGGCGAAGUUUGUCAUGAUCAACAUGACGAUCGUCGCGUCCACCGACCACGAUCACCUCCUCCCGUACCCGUUUUUGGUGAUGGACAUCCUUGAACGGUUCAAGGUAACCACCACCGUUGGCCCGCUCACGAAGGCCACGAAGCUUUGGACGAUAAGCGCCCAAACCUUCACCAAGCGGUCAGACAACGCCGCGCCUGCCACUGCCGCGCCACGCCGCACUGCCCCUGCCGCUGGCCCAGCCGAACCUGAGGCCCGGGCCAACCUCGCCUCCAUCGCUGACUCCCUCAACCGGCUACACCUCAAAGUUGACGGGAUGGAUGGCUACCUUGAGCGGCUCGACGAGGCAGUCCAACGCCAAGGGUACGCCAUGAACGCGUAUUUCCAACGCGUUAACUACGUCCCCCCACCGUACCAUGGCACAUUCUUUGGGCAAGUGUACGGUGACGAGGACGAAGACGAUGCCUCCUAUGCCCCGUCAAGCUCCCCGGAUGACGACGAGUUCGAUGACGCCAUUGAUGGUGGCGAGAUGGACGUCGACGACGACGAGGACGAAACCGAAGACGAAAACUAGGACACCCCUAGAAUUUCUAUCUCUUUUCCUUUAAUUGUCUUGUUUUUUUUAAUGCUUCCGUUGUACUCCGCUAUUUCCCAUCAAUAAAUAAGUAUCUUUUAUCUUUUUGUUAAUGUCAAAAGGGGGAAGAAAAGGGCUAUGCAUAU
This is a messenger RNA of Cuscuta campestris, 1564 nucleotides long. The record is from the annotation of a GenBank genome assembly. NCBI's taxonomy places the organism in Eukaryota, Viridiplantae, Streptophyta, Magnoliopsida, Solanales, Convolvulaceae.